Messenger RNA from Mercenaria mercenaria, 912 nucleotides. Its product is annotated as fibropellin-3-like. NCBI's taxonomy places the organism in Eukaryota, Metazoa, Mollusca, Bivalvia, Venerida, Veneridae. The transcript is spliced from 7 exons. Bases 1 to 912 code for a protein of 303 amino acids. The record is from RefSeq and is a predicted model, not a curated record. Gene Ontology annotation, molecular function: calcium ion binding.
AUGGAUACGUCAGACACUGAUGUUGUGGUUUUCAAUCUCUUGAAUAUGUGUGGGCCUCCGGAUGGUCCAGAUUUCGGAUCAUUUGUUAUCUCAAAUGUGCGCACAUUGUGUACUUUCACGUGCAACCCUGGGUAUACACUGACUGGACAUCUGAGCCUGCAGUGCGUCCAGGGAGAAUGGGAUGGGAAUCCACCAGUUUGUGAAGAUUUCGAUGAAUGUCACAGUUCACCGUGUUUGAAUGGUGGCAGGUGUGUUGAUAUGCUGAACGAGUACACGUGUACUUGUGUACCUGGAUAUGCUGGAACACAUUGCGAACAAGACAUUGACGAAUGCGCUAGUUCCCCGUGUCAAAAUGGAGCGACCUGUGUUGACAUGAUCAAUGAAUAUUCAUGCACGUGUUCCGCAGGCUAUGUUGGCUUGAACUGCGAGCAAGAUUAUGACGAAUGUCAAAGUUCACCAUGUGAGAAUGGUGGCAGCUGCACGGAUAUGUUGAAUGCGUACGUAUGUACUUGUGCACCAGGUUAUGACGGGACAAAUUGCAAUCAAGACGUCGAUGAAUGCACGAGUAACCCGUGUCAAAAUGGGGCAGUCUGUGUCGACAAGAUAAAUGAAUAUUCAUGCACGUGUUCUGCAGGAUACGUUGGGUUGAACUGCGAGCAAGACUGUUACCCUACAACACCAUGGGCAUACAAUGGAAAAAAGGCAACGACAAUUACGGGAAUACCAUGUCAGAGAUGGGACUCUCAGACCCCACAUCCGCAUCCGCAUACAAACUUGAACUAUUUUCCGGAAACAGUACUUUCUGCGGCUCACAAUUACUGCAGAAACCCUGAAGCUGGUGAAUAUAACCCCUGGUGUAUGACAACAAGUCCCUCGAAGGAAUGGGACUACUGUGGCAUACCGAAAUGCUAA